AUGGUUAUAUCGCAAACUGACCAGGUGAUACAUACUCAAGUUCUGAUAAAAGCUGUUAAUAGAGUUUUUUUCUGCUCUUUUGUUUAUGCUGAAAACAAAUACCAUGACCGUCGAGCUCUUUGGGAGGAUCUUUGCAAUUUUAAUGCUUUGGCUCGUGAUAAGCCAUGGAUUGUUAUGGGGGAUUUUAAUGUUGCUCUCAAUAUGGAAGAUUGUCUAUCCGGCCCCUCGAAUCAUUCGAUUGGCAUGAGGGAGUUCUAUGAGUGUGUUAAGGAGACUGAAUUAUUAGACAUUCCGAGCCAUGGCAUCCACUAUACGUGGAACCAAAAGCCUAGAGAGGGUAUUGGAGUUAUGAAGAAGCUGGAUCGGGUUAUGGGUAAUCUUAAGUUUCUGGAUUUGUUUCCGAAUGGUUAUGCUCUUUUUAAACCGCCCCGAUUAUCGGAUCAUUCCCCUUGCAUAUUCAAGUUUUCAUCGGCGCUUAACUCUAGACCGAAACCAUUCAAAUUUCCGAAUUUUAUCGUUUCUAAAGCUGAGUAUAGGCAGGCUGUUUCUUCUGAAUGGGCUAAGGAGGUUCAAGGUCAUUCCAUGUUUGCGGUAGUAAAGAAGAUGAGGAACUUGAUGUGA
Helianthus annuus (common sunflower) is the source of this 621-nucleotide messenger RNA. RefSeq lists its product as uncharacterized. Bases 1 to 621 code for a protein of 206 amino acids. The transcript has a single exon. NCBI's taxonomy places the organism in Eukaryota, Viridiplantae, Streptophyta, Magnoliopsida, Asterales, Asteraceae. The record is from RefSeq and is a predicted model, not a curated record.